UGUCCAUCUUGGCUAUAAUUUAGUCAGCUAAAAUUUAGUAAUUGCUUCUGCAUUGCUUUCGGGAGGAGGUGAUAUUUAAAAGCAGGCUGCUCAGCACUCAAAUGGGACUACUCCAAAAGCUUUGCCUAUAUUCUCUACAGAUCAGCAGAACAAGGGAGACCAGCUGCAUAGAUUUUCGUUAGGGCCUGAUGAAUAGGACAACAACUUACUGUUUCGGUUUUGACCAACUUUGGUUUUCAUGACAAUGGAAUUUUUCCUCUCUGUGAUGGAAAGGAAGAACCUCCUCCUAAGCCUAUUGCUCUGCUACAGUUUGUUCAGAGCUGCCGAUCAGCACAUGGUAAUUGAAGAGAAGACAGAAUGCAGCCUGUCGAGAAACAACAAAAGGAAUUUCUCAGAUCUCCCACCCAUCUCCAUAACAGAUUUAACUAAAAGAUCCCAGAAAGUCAGCAGGAAAGAGGCAGAGAUAAGGAAAUCUUCCAAGAAAAGAGCUGGACCAAAGACAUCUCUGAAACCAAGGCCCACACCAGCUGCUGACUGCGUGCCAGACUUCAAAACCUGCAAACCGCACUUGAAUUCGUGUUGUAACUACUGUGCCUUUUGCAAAUGCCGAAUUUUCCAGACAAUCUGCAAAUGUCUGAUGUUAAACCCAAAGUGCUAAAGCCAGACUGGGAGCACAGUAGGGCUUCUGC
Molecule: messenger RNA, 689 nt
Organism: Neopsephotus bourkii (Bourke's parrot)
Lineage: Eukaryota; Metazoa; Chordata; Aves; Psittaciformes; Psittacidae
Gene: ASIP
Product: agouti signaling protein
Exons: 4
Coding region: 239-658 (139 amino acids)
Biological process (GO): melanosome organization; hormone-mediated signaling pathway; positive regulation of melanin biosynthetic process
Cellular component (GO): extracellular region
Molecular function (GO): neuropeptide hormone activity; melanocortin receptor binding
Source: RefSeq, a predicted model, not a curated record